Molecule: messenger RNA, 480 nt
Organism: Trichomonas vaginalis G3
Lineage: Eukaryota; Parabasalia; Trichomonadida; Trichomonadidae
Exons: 1
Coding region: 1-480 (159 amino acids)
Source: RefSeq, a predicted model, not a curated record
AUGAAUGAUUUUGAUUAUAAAUACCAUAAAAGAUCACCUAAAAGGUGGAAUUUUGAUGAGCUUAAUAAUGAAAAAGAGUACCUAGAUAACAUUGCUAUCGAUAUUUUAAGUACUUGCAGAAGUGAAUUUACUGAUCCAGAAAAUUUUCAAUUUAAGCCAGUUAUUACACCAACAAUUUCCUCACCACAUCGUUUAAGCACCGCAAGUUACUCAAGUAUUUCAUCUAAAUCUGUUUCUAGUCAAUCAUCAAAUUCAUCAACUCCACCAAAUAGAAAUAAAUCGCAGACAAGUAAUAAUUUCGAGUCAAAUUCACAUCAAAGUUUUGCUUCUUUUCUGUCUGAUAGCGAUCAUGAAACAUUUAGUAGCUUUGAGAAGAAACCUAAGCCAAAAAAGCAACCAAAACCAUAUAGAAUCAAGAGAGAUCAAGAAAUAGAUGAAUUUGUCGAUAAUAUUACGGAUUAUACAAAAUGGAGAACAUAA